AUGCUGGUACCUGAGAUUGUCGGAAAAGCGCACGCAGAGCCCCUGUGGUUGCUGUUGCUUGUGGAAUUCCGUCGAAAAGAUCCGUUGGACCAGGUCUGGCCUGCGCCGCAGGCAGCUGAGGCAGCACCAGGUCACCUUCAACACGGCCAUAGAUGCUUGCGCAAAGACACAGCAGUGGCAGCAGUCCUUGGCCCUCCUCGGCGAGAUGUGGGGCAGCCUACCAUCGGGUCGGACGCUGCUCUGCAGCCGGACGUGGUGUCCUUCAGCUCGGCCAUGACAGCUUUGUCUCGGCAGUCACUCCACAAGCAAGCAUGGGGGCUGCUGGAGGACCUGCCCCGGCAUUCUCUUCAGCCAAAUUGGGUGAUCUUCAACGCUGCCAUAGACUCAUGCCACCGGGGCGCUUCCUGGCAGGCCGCCCUGAUCCUGCUGCAGCGGGCCAGGCAUCAGUCUGUGCUGCUGGACGUAGUUUCCCACAGCCUGGCUGUGAGCACAUGCGUGUCGUCCUCGCAGCCAGGCGUUGCCUCGCAGUUGUUGGAGGGGAUGCGGCAGCUCACUGUGCAGCCUGAUGAAGCAGCCUACGUUGGUAUGUUGGACGCUUGCAAGGAGGCGGCCUGCUGGGCCUUAGCCCUGAGCAUCCUCGCGGAGCUCCGAGGAGAUGGCCCGCAGUCGCAGACGUCUGACCAGACGGCCUAUGCUUUGGCCAUGGGCUCCUGUGAGGCUGCAAGGCAGUGGGAGUUGGCGCUCUCGGUUCUCGCCACGAUGCAACACGAAGGACCCUCUCCGAAUCUGGUGACAUUGAAUGCAGCUGUGAUGGCACUGGCCACGGCUGGGCGCACCGCAGAAGCACUCUGCGUAGUGCGGCAUGCUGAGGAUCUGGGCCUCGUCUCUGGGGCGUGGCAAGCGGAUGCCAACCCAACGCUGCCGGAGGCCGACGUAGACCUACACCGUUUUCCGGCAGAGCUGGCAAGAUUUACCGUUCUUGCAGCGGUCCUUGACGCGGCCAUUGAUCCAUCUCGGAAACGUGGUCUUGUCUUCGUCACCGGUCGUGGCACUCACGGCGGCACGGCGGUCUUGAAGGCCGUGAUUGGGGAGUGCCUCAAAGAGUUCGGCCUCGCCGUGGAGGAGGGUGAUGCUGAGGGGACCGACGGGCGUUUGUGGCUCCCACCGCACGUCCUGCAAUGCCUCGCUUUCGAAGAUGAAAAGGUGCUGGAUGCCCACUUUAACAUCAAGGUCUGCGACUUCGGAAAGACGCAGGAGCUGCGAAGUAACUGCGCCAUCAUCACGGGCCAGGACACGGGAGGCUCCCCCCGAUACAUGGCGCCUGAGUGCUUCAUACUUGGCGCACACAUCACCGAGAAGGUGGACAUUUGGAGCUUGGGAUGUUGCCUUGUGGAGGCAUCUCCGGAAUCCUUCCGCUUCUUGGUGCCGGAUAAGAACCCGCUCAGCACCGGCCAUGGAUCCGAGGAAAUGUAUGCCACCUACGUUGCCACAGCGGUGAUCUGGUGCAGCCUGCUCGCCGUCGCCCUUUUCGCUUGCCGCGAGACAGCGGGCCGUCUCGACGCAUUGGCGAGUGCCUUGCUAGGUGGGAGUCUCGGCUCAUCAAGCGUCGUGGCGAGCAAGACCUUCACGGCAGCGCUGGUCACAUCACCUCGGUCCCCUUUUACACUCUUCUGCGCCGCUCUGCCCUUGGCGCUGGUUGCGCCGUUGCACUUGUAUGUCUUGAACCGCUCCUAUGGCAGGCAUUCUUUGGUCAUCAUGUCCCCGAGCAUGGGCGCAUCUGCCCUGCUUUUCAAUGUCCUGACGGGCUACCUGCUCUUUGGUGAGGUCCCCGUCGGAUUCUGGGAGUUCAGUCUUGGCAUCUCCUUGAUCUUGAGCGGCGUGCUCUCGCUAAUGUCCUGGAAAUCAAAGUUUCAGGUGAACUUCGUAUCCAGGGCUCUCAUCAAACAGGCGGCUGGAUCUUUCGAGCUGACGCCAGAGGACCGCCUGGGGUUCAAGACAGUGGGUGAAGCAGACCGCUCCGGUGCUUGGCAGCACGGCUACGCCGAAAUCUUGGCGACCAAUUCCCCUGAGAAAAAGGAGGAGUUCAUCGAAACUGUCGUGACCCAGCAACUCCACGGCUUCGUUACCAGCGAUGCAGGGCUCAAGAGCUUUGCGGCGACCGCUCCUACCAGUUGGUCGGCGCUUCUGUCGCAGCUGCAGGGGCUGCCCUGGCUGUGCGGUGGAGCGACAGGGCAUCUCUGCGACGACCCACUGACAGCCCCAUUGGGUCCAGACGGCUGGGCUUCUGUGCUGCGUGCCAAUGUGACCGCCCGCAGCAUUCUCGCCAAGCGCAUUGCCGAGGAUCGGCUGAAUGCGAAGGUUACCAAUGAGCAGCAGCUUAUGGAGUGGGCCAGGUCUGCACCGGAUACUUGGGACACCGCCUUGGCUGAGCUCAAAGCAGCUGAGUUCCUUUGUGGUGGGGAGACGAUGCGUAGGUGCGAAGGCUCCAGCGAAGGGGCCUCCGUUCUCAACGCGAACCAGCGCUCUGCCGUCCUUCUGGGCAAACUUGCGUUUGCCGCGAUGUGCCUCGCUGCACUUCUUGUUGCGGCGCUCGGUUGCGCGCUGUACUCAGAAGACAUGACCCUCCAGUACGCGCGGGAAGGCGCUGCUCGCGAUGCCAAGCAGCGGUUUUAUGCGCAGGCCGGCCUUGCCAGCGCCCAGCCACAGGCCCAGGCUGCCUCCUCCUCCCCAGCGCUGCAAGACUCGAGGAUGUUGCAGGCGCCAGUGAUGUACUACCAGGUUCCCCCGCCCAUGUUGCCCGCCGCCUCCGUGGCCAACCAAAGCGCCCGCUCCGUCGUCCAAAAUUCUUCAGGUUUGUCUGCUCCGGCUCCGCAGGGCCUGUCCGUCGUCUCGCCGGCGAGCUUGGCGAAGGCAGCUGCUGAGCCUUGGCCGGUCUGA
Messenger RNA from Symbiodinium sp. CCMP2592, 2937 nucleotides. The record is from the annotation of a GenBank genome assembly. Lineage: Eukaryota; Dinophyceae; Suessiales; Symbiodiniaceae.